Molecule: messenger RNA, 12156 nt
Organism: Mercenaria mercenaria
Lineage: Eukaryota; Metazoa; Mollusca; Bivalvia; Venerida; Veneridae
Exons: 8
Coding region: 178-1092 (304 amino acids)
Source: RefSeq, a predicted model, not a curated record
UAUUUAAUUCUUCCUGUACAAGUUGUCAUUUGUGAUUUUGAAAUUUCUGAUUUAAAUAUUUCAAAAGAAGCAGUUAUAAAUGGUAAAUGGACAAAUAUAAUCUUUGCAGUAGAGUCUCUAGUUCCUCAGUGACUUAUUGAACAACAUAAAAGACUGAAGAAUACCGGGUAGAUAACAAUGGCUAAUCCGAAGGUGGUGGCAGGUCUCGUGUUUGCGGUUAUUAUUGUUGUUAUGAUUAUUGUGCUCGUUGCGACCUCACUGAAAAAGCUCUCUUCAGAUCAAAUUGGUUUGGCCUACGACACAAUCAACAAAGAUCUUGAUAAAGAGGCUAAGACAGAGGGUCUACACAAUGGUCCCCCAGGAUUUGAGUUCAUUAUAUUUCCAAGUGUCUACAAAACACUCACAUUCGAUAACCUGCGGUGCCUAAAUGCGGAUGGAGUGAUUAUUACACUGGAUGUGACAUAUCAAUACAAGGCAAAGGCACAGAAACUUUAUGAUAUUGUAAUGAACUUCAAAGAUUAUGAUGGAUAUAAAACAGUUCUUCAGUACACAGGUGAAUCGGCUUUACAUGAAGCGUGUAGCUAUUUCAACACUUCACAGUUCCAGGCAGAGAGAGGUGCCUUCCAGGAAAAAGUCCGGGACAAGAUUGUAGAAAAAUACGAGGUUCUCUACUGUGAUAUCACAGAUCUACAGGUGAGCAACAUAGCCAGACCCUCUGAGUAUGAAUCAGCAAUCAGAAGCAAGGAGCGGGCCAGAGAAGAUAUUCAGGUUGCUUUCAAUGAGAGACCCAGACUGAUAACUGAGGCAGAAACAGAGAAGCGUGAGGCAAAUACAACAGCCCAGAUUAUUCUGGAUAAGGCCAACUCUGAUGCUAGGAUCCUUAAAGCAAGGGCAGAAGCUGAGGCUGAAGGUAUUAUACAACAGUAUGAGAAGGAAUCGGAGGCCUAUCAGCAGAUUUUGAGCUCGUCGGGUCUUGGCUUUACCGUGGAGGGCUUCAUAUCGUAUAUGGGUGUUCGCGUCAUCUCCUCAGCAAAGAAUCCAGUCUAUAUCGGCUUACAGAGUCCAGCCAAAUCCUCCUAUCAAACACCAUAAUCAUUGAAAUAGCAAGAGAGCAUUUUUGACACAAAUAUUAAGAUCAAAUUAUUUCCUUACACUGCAUUUCUUUGGAUAUUGAAAUGAAUCCAGAACAUUUUAGGUCGAUCAGAUUCCAUUUUGACAUAAUUAUAUUUCAAACAGUGAUUGGUAUGUCAUAUAUCAGUAAAAAAAACUUGUUUAUGUUAAGUCUAUGCUAUAGAAAUAUUUUCAGAUUAUUGGUUUUCAAGUCCUAGUUCAUUUCCAACUUCAGAUUGAAUUUUGCAGCAAGUUUUAGAUUUUAUUGUAUGAAAAAAAAUUGUGCCUUUUACAUCGCAACAACAUAAAAGCACCUUUUACUUUCCUUUUAGAUAUUGUAAAUAAUUUUACCUAUUUUUGCUAUAGUCAUUAUGUAAACAACACAUUAUUUAUAUUCAUUUGUAGAAAUUUCUUACCAUUUUAUUUGACAGCUUAAAAUUGCAAAAGGCAUUACUUAAAGAAUAUUACAUUUUUUAUACCUAUAUACUUUUUUAUAGAAUGAAAAAAAAAAAAGUUUACUGUAAUUUACAGUAGCAAAUAUGUAAUAACAGCAAAGGCUGCUAUGAAGUUUGUCUUUACCAUCAUUAUGAUAAAAAGGAGAACUUUAAGGACCAGAGUAUUUUUUCUUGUAGUUUUUGCUCACUAAAGAGGGACUUAGUACUGUUGACCAUGUGCCAUCUACUCACAUGAUUUUCAGAGGAAAUUUCCUCAGAAACAGUUAGGUGAUCUCCUCAGAAACAGUUAAGUGGAAAUUCAUGCAACUUAGCUUGGAUGUUCUUUGAAUAGUCUUCUUCCAAAAUGUCCAAACUGUUCUGCGCAGCUGCACUCAUGAGUGUUGCCAGAGCUAAGAUUAAUUAUUUCCUAAACUGCAGCCUUGAUUUUGAAAAAAAAGUUUCAGUGAUAGUCUUUGGGAAACCCUCUACCAGUAUUGUUCAGAUUAUUCUGAUUGGUGGAAAACACUGGCCAAAUGAGUGCAUAUUAAAUUUUCACUAUAUUGAUACAGUGGACACUUCCCAAAUCUUAUUAGGAACCUUGGACAUACAUUGUAAAUUAAUUUUUAGAAAUGUUCGUUCAAAUGUGUUAAGCCAUCUCAGUUUGUCAGAAAAAACAACCUGACUGCAAGGGGCCAGGGCUAGUUGUCCUGUAUAGCUGUAUCAUACAACUCUGAAUAUCUUCUCCUAUGAAUCGGUUUGGCACAUUUCAAAAGUAAUGUUGCUGAAAUGAUUCUUCAGUAACUAAGAAAUAAUGUUUGAAUGAUCCCAAUUAGUCUUUGAGGCUCGGGCAUUUUCCUCAAUAUCUUGAUUGAAACUUUGAAAUCUAAAAUGAGCCGUGCCAUGAGAAAACCAACAUAAUGGGUUUGCGACCAGCAUGGAUCCAGACCAGCCUGCACAUCCGCGCAGUCUGGUCAGGCUCCAUGCUGUUCGCUUUUAAAGCCUAUUGGAAUUGGAGAAACUGUUAGCGAACAGCAUGGAUCCUGACCAGACUGCGCGGAUGCGCAGGCUGGUCUGGAUCCAUGCUGGUCGCAAACCCACUACGUUGGUUUUCUCAUGGCACGGCUCAGAUGACUCUUCUGCGGAUGUGUUUACUAGGAUUUUGGGCAUUUUUAUUGCUUUGUAAAGAACAUGACUGCUAGAGGGUUUGACUAGUUUCCAUGUGUUAUAUACAGGUUUUAGCUGUUAAACUUAGGAGAGGGAUAUAGGGCAAUCAUGACCCUUUCAAUGUUAAACAAUCUUUUUUAUAUUAUGGAUUAUUUUUUAGCUCACCUGUCACAAAGUGACAAGGUGAGCUUUUGUGAUCGCGCGGUGUCCGUCGUCCGUCGUCCGUCAGUGCGUCCGUGCGUCCGUAAACUUUUGCUUGUGACCACUCUAGAGGUCACAUUUUUCAUGGGAUCUUUAUGAAAGUUGGUCAGAAUGUUCAUCUUGAUGAUAUCUAGGUCAAGUUCGAAACUGGGUCAUGUGCCAUCAAAAACUAGGUCAGUAGGUCUAAAAAUAGAAAAACCUUGUGACCUCUCUAGAGGCCAUAUAUUUCACAAGAUCUUCAUGAAAAUUGGUCAGAAUGUUCACCUUGAUGAUAUCUAGGUCAAGUUCGAAACUGGGUCACGUGGGGUCAAAAACUAGGUCAGUAGAUCUAAAAAUAGAAAAACCUUGUGACCUCUCUAGAGGCCAUAUUUUUCAUGAGAUCUUCAUGAAUAUUGGUCAGAAUGUUUAUCUUGAUGAUAUCUAGGUCAAGUUCGAAACUGGGUCACGUAGGGUCAAAAACUAGGUCAUUAGGUCUAAAAAUAGAAAAACCUUGUGACCUCUCUAGAGGCCAUAUUUCUCAAUGCAUCUUCAUGAAAAUUGGUCAGAAUGUUCAUCUUGAUGAUAUCUAGGUCAAGUUCGAAACUGGGUCACGUGGGGUUAAAAACUAGGUCAGUAGAUCUAAAAAUAGAAAAACCUUGUGACCUCUCUAGAGGCCAUAUUUUUCAUGAGAUCUUCAUGAAUAUUGGUCAGAAUGUUCACCUUGAUGAUAUCUAGGUCAAGUUCGAAACUGGGUCAUGUGGGGUCAAAAACUAGGUCAGUAGAUCUAAAAAUAGAAAAACCUUGUGACCUCUCUAGUGGCCAUAUUUCUCAAUGGAUCUUCAUGAAAAUUGGUCAGAAUGUUCACCUUGAUGAUAUCUAGGUCGAGUUCGAAACUGGGUCAUGUGCGGUCAAAAACUAGGUCAGUAGGUCUAAAAAUAGGAAAACCUUGUGACCUCUCUAGGGGCGAUAUUUUUCAAUGGAUCUUCAUGAGAAUUUGUCAGAAUGUUGACCUUGAAGAUAUCUAGGUCAAGUUCGAAACUGGGUCGCGUGGGGUUAAAAACUAGGUCAGUAGAUCUAAAAAUAGAAAAACCUUGUGACCUCUCUAGAGGCCAUAUUUUUCAUGAGAUCUUCAUGAAUAUUGGUCAGAAUGUUCAUCUUGAUGAUAUCUAAAUCAGAUUCAAAACUGGGUCACGUGCGGUCAAAAACUAGGUCAGUAGGUCUAAAAAUAGAAAAAACCUUGUGACCUCUCUAGAGGCCAUAUUUCUCAAUGGAUCUUCAUGAAAAUUGGUGAGAAUGUUCAGCUUGAUGAUAUCUAGGUCAGGUUCGUAACUGGGUCAUGUGCGGUCAAAAACUAGGUCAGUAGGUCGAAAAAUAGAAAAACCUUGUGACCUCUCUAGAGGCCAUAUUUUUCACGAGAUCUUCAUGAAAAUUGGUGAGAAUGUUCACCUUGAUGAUAUCUAGGUCAAGUUUAAAAGUGGGUCACGUGCCUUCAAAAACUAGGUCAUUAGGUCAAAUAAUAGAAAAACCUUGUGACCUCUCUAGAGGCCAUGUUUUUCAAUGGAUCUUCAUGAGAAUUGGUCAGAAUUUUUUAUUUGAUGAUAUCUAGGUCACAUGUGCUCAAAAACUAGGUCACUAUGUCAAAUAAUAGUAAUAACGAUGUCAUACUCAAUUGAACACUGGGUCAUGUGGAGAUAGGUGAGCGAUUCAGGACCAUCAUGGUCCUCUUGUUAUUGUAUGUGCUCAAUUCAUACUUAAACUGUUAAAUGAAAUUUAUGUACUAUAUAUUAUACAUUACAUGCAUUAAAUAUUUAUACUUAUUAUAUACCUAUAUAAAUCCCUAUAUUGAUAGGUGAUGAUUUCUUAUAUAAGCUGUAAAGUUAAGUUCAGUGCAAAAAGUGGUCAAAUGAUUUUUUAUGUCAGUUGAGUUAACCAGUUAUUGCACUUAGGUGAUGAUUUCUUAUAUAAGCUGUAAAGUUAAGUUCAGUGCAAAAAGUGGCCAAAUAAUUUUUUAUGUCAGUUGAGUUAACCACUUAUUGCACUGAGAUGAUGAUUUCUGAUAUAAGCUGUAAAGUACAGCUAAGAUCCAAAUAUUUAAUACUAAUUUUACCACACAACUAGUGUCAGAGGUAAAGAUAUUUUCUGCAUAUUUUACAGGAAACCGCACAACUUACUUUUUCAUUGUUGACAUUAAUUAGAACAAAAUACAACAGUAUGCAAGCUGUAAAUUUAUUCCUUUAAUUCUAUUUUGGGUAUUAAUGUAGAGAAAGGAUCUGUAAAAUGUGACAAAACAAUCUUUUCUUAGUGAAAUUUUUACAGGGUAAUGAUUGAUACAGAUAAUGAAAUCCUUGCAAAUGUUACUGUAGUUUAGAGCACAGAAGGGUAGAAAGUAGCUUUGUUGUGAUGUACUUUAAUUUUGGUACACAUUUAUGCCUGACUCUAUGCCUUCAUUUACAGUGCGAUUCAAUAUGACUUUUCCAACAAGCAUUUCAUGCCCAUUAGUUAAGACAUUAUGAUGUAUGGUAUCAGAUGUUGGGGAUAUUGGAAUAAAAUACAUAAUGUAUAUUUGUUUUUAAUAAUAGUUUGAUUUGUAAUGAAUAUGUGUAAAACCUUUGCUGAAGAAGUCUUUUUGAAACUGAGCAUACAUAUCUUUCAGAUUAAAGAGGCCUAUGUCAUUGUGCAAUUUUUACCUGUCUGUCUGCACUAGUUUUACUUCAUUGUUCAGUUUUUAGCCAUUGUUUAGAUUAGUGUGAUAUUGUAGUCAAUUUGAUAAAUGUACUUUGACCUAAUUUUAAUACUAAUGCCUUAAAAGCAUACAGUUUGUUCUGGCGAGUUGUGCUUUCAAAUCCUUUGCAGCACAUAUGAGCCACGCAAUGAGAAAACCAACAUAGUGGCUUUGCGACCAGCAUGGAUCCAGACCAGCCUGCACAUCCGCACAGUCUGAUCAGGAUCCAUGCUGUUCGCUUUCAAAGCCUUUUGGAAUUAGAGAAACUGUUAGCGAACUGCAUGGAUCGUGACCAGACUGCGCGGACGGCUCAUUCUUCUGAUAUAUUAUAUGUGGGUGUACUGGUCAAUUUGACCAGUCCUAUUUCUCUUAAAUUCAUUGUCCUUACUAGGUUUUUUUCCCCUGGUUCGUAGGUUAUAAAACUUGCGUUUGAAGACCAGUCUCAGAAUGCAAACCUGUCAUUGGUCGGUUUCAAAUUUAAGCUCAGAAACAGCCAGUCAGAUGUUGGAGUUUGAGACUGGUAUUCAAGUUCUGUAGCCUUUGGCUGAAGUUUCUCUUAUUUCUUUACCUGAAAAGAAAAUGCUUAUUUUACAAAAAUGUAUACACACUGAUUUUACUAUCUUCUUUGUCUUCUCUUUUUUUAAAAUCAUGCACAGGCAUUAUAUAAUAUAGGUACUAUAUCAUAUAAGACAUUUUAAAUUUUAUAUUGUGUAUCUGUUAAUAUUGUAUUUGUUAAUUUUAUUUCAUUUUGUAGGCCUUUUAUGGUAUUAUAUUUGUUAUGGUACUUUUAAGAACAAGAACAAGUAUCUUAGUGCUGAAAACAUUUAGAAAGUUGGUGAAAUUCAAAGGCACAACACCAUUCAGGAUUGAUAUGAUUUCCAUUGCACAACACGAGGAUUUUGCCUAAAAUGCUACUUCAUUUAUGUGUGUUCUAAAUCCUAACUUGCUGUUACAGCAAAGGUACUUGUUUUAGUUCAUGUGUUUUUGUAAUAGACAUAAUGCAUCCAGUUGAACCUGCAUUAGCAGCCACCUGUUUUAAUCCUUACCCUGCUAAAUUUCUAAAAUGCACUUGUCCAUCAUUCAGUUUGAGCAGUACCACUUAUUAUUCUAAAGGGUGUUCACUGAAAAUUUACUGACUGAAUAGCGGACAGUGCAGACCAUGAUCAGACUGCACGGAUGUGCAGGCUGAUCUUGGUCUGCACUGGGCGCAAAGGCAGAAUCACUUGCCAACAGCAGGCUAAAGGUUAAGCGGCCACUUGCCUAUAGGAAACAGUUAACUAAAUUCCCAAACUGACUUUGUGUUCUAAUGUCAACUUGUUUUCAACAGCCACCUGUCUAAAGCAGCCAGAUUGUGUGGCUCGCCUGAUUGGUUGCUUAGCGGGUUGACUGUAUGCUAUUUAUGUAUAUUUGAAUGUUAGUAUACAUUGUAUUUAUUGUGGUAUUAUAGGUGUCUUUCUCUAUCUCAGGUAUUCAAAUCAUUUCAUUGUGUUAGAAACAGGAAGUUGUAUCUGACAUUGAUUCUGGAAUGUAUUUAACACAUUUUGGCUCUAACUCCAUUGUUCUUUUACCUACUUUGUUAUUCUGUGAUAGAUGCUCUUCCUUUGUAAAUCCUUUGUAUAUAUAUUGCUAUUGUUUGCUGUUCUAAGAUUUUUGAUUUUACUAUAUGCAGCCCUUGAACCUGAAAACUCUUGAUCCAUUAUAACUGCAUGAAUUAGCAUAUAUAAUGAAAAAGAAGUGAGCAAACAUUGACUACAAAUUGCAUUCAAUUUUAAAGAUAUAUAAUUAAUGUGUAUAAACAUUAUGCCAAAGAAAUUGUACUUUCCCUGUAUCGAAGCAGUGUCUGGGGGUAGUAAUCACCUUCAGUGAUAGCUUGAGUUUUUGUUAUAGUUUUUGUUUUUUUCUGCAAAGAUAUACUGAUAGUACACAGAACUCUGCAAAAUGCUUGUAAAUACAUGCUGCUUUUCAGUUAUUCAUUUGUAAUGUAAUGAAUUGUAUUUACUGCCCUUCCAAAAUUAGUUGAGAAUAUUGUUACGGUGAAUAUGUCAUUUUAUUGACCAGUCAGACAUUAUAGAAAUAAAGGCUGACUUCUUAAAAUUGUUUAUAAAUGAUCUAGCACUGUUCGAGAGUCUGUGGACUAUAAGACACAGAUAUAGUAAAUGCACAGGGAUCAGUGAGAAUGAUACAAAGGAAAGUGAGUCUGAAAAUGCACUCACUUGCAGAGUUUAAACUUUUUAUUUUUAGCUCACCUGUCACAAAGUGACAAGGUGAGCUUUUGUGAUCGCGCGGUGUCCGUCGUCCGUGCGUGCGUCCGUCCGUCCGUAAACUUUUGCUUGUGACCACUCUAGAGGUCAAAUUUUUCAUUGGAUCUUUAUGAAAGUUGGUCAGAAUGUUCAUCUUGAUGAUAUCUAGGUCAAGUUCGAAACUGGGUCACGUGCCUUCAAAAACUAGGUUAGUAGGUCUAAAAAUAGAAAAACCUUGUGACCUCUCUAGAGGCCAUAUAUUUCACAAGAUCUUCAUGAAAAUUGGUCAGAAUGUUCACCUUGACGAUAUCUAGAUCAAGUUCGAAAUUGGGUCACGUGUUGUAAAAAACUAGGUCAGUAGGUCUAAAAAUAGAAAAACCUUGUGACCUCUCUAGAGGCCAUAUAUUUCACAAGAUCUUCAUGAAAAUUGGUCAGAACGUUCACCUUGAUGAUAUCUAGGUCAAGUUCGAAACUGGGUCACGUGCCAUCAAAAACUAGGUCAGUAGGUCAAAUAAUAGAAAAACCUUGUGACCUCUCUAAAGGCCAUAUUUUUCAUGGGAUCUGUAUGAAAGUGGGUCUGAAUGUUCAUCUUGAUGAUAUCUAGGUCAGCUUCGAAACUGGGUCACGUGCGGUCAAAAACUAGGUCAGUAGGUCUAAAAAUAGAAAAACCUUUUGACCUCUCUAGAGGCCAUAUAUUUCACAAGAUCUUCAUGAAAAUUGGUCAGAAUGUUCACCUUGAUCAUAUCUAGGUCAAGUUCGAAACUGGGGCACGUGCCAUCAAAAACUAGGUCAGUAGGUCAAAUAAUAGAAAAACCUUGUGACCUCUCUAGAGGCCAUAUUUUUCAUGGGAUCUGUAUGAAAGUUGGUCUGAAUGUUCAUCUUGAUGAUAUCUGGGUCAGGUUCGAAACUGGGUCACAUGCGGUCAAAAACUAGGUCAGUAGGUCUAAAAAUAGAAAAACCUUGUGACCUCUCUAGAGGCCUUAUAUUUCAUGAGAUCUUCAUGAAAAUUGGUCAGAAUGUUCACCUUGAUGAUAUCUAGGUCAAGUUCCAAAGUGGGUCACAUGUCUUCAAAAAUUAGGUCAGUAGGUCAAAUAAUAGAAAAACCUUGUGACCUCUCUAAAGGCCAUAUUUUUCAUGGGAUCUGUAUGAUAAUUGGUCUGAAUGUUCAUCUUGAUGAUAUCUAGGUCAAGUACGAAAGUGGAUCACGUGCCAUCAAAAAUUUGGUCAGUAGGUCAAAUAAAAGAAAAACCUUGUGACCUCUAUAAUGGCCAUAUUUUUCAUGGGAUCUGUAUGAAAGUUGGUCUGAGUGUUCAUCUUGAUGAUAUCUAGGUCAAGUUCAAAACAGGGUCAUGUGCGUACAAAAACUAGGUCAGCAGGUCUAAAAAUAGAAAAACCUUGUGACCUCUCUAGAGGCCAUACUUGUGAAUGGAUUUCCAUUAAAAUUGGUCAGAAUGUUCACCUUGAUGAUAUCUAGGUCAGGUUUGAAACUGGGUCACGUGCCUUAAAAAACUAGGUCAGUAGGUCAAAUAAUAAAAAAACAUUGUGACCUCUCUAGAGGCCAUACUUUUCAUGGGAGCUGUAUGAAUGUUGGUCUGAAUGUUCAUCUUGAUGAUAUCUAGGUCCAGUUUGAAACUGGGUCAACUGCAGUCAAAAACUAGGUCAGUAGGUCUAAAAUUAUUAAAAUCUUUUGACCUCUCUAGAGGCCAUAUUUUUCAAUGGAUCUUCAUGAAAAUUGAUCUGAAUGUUCACUUUGAUGAGAUCUAGGUCAGUUUCGAAACUGGGUCACAUGCGGUCAAAAACUAGGCCAGUAGGUAUAAAAAUAGAAAAACCUUGUGACCUCUCUAGAGGCCAUAUUUUUCAUGAGAUCUUCAUGAAAAUUAGUGAGAAUGUUCACCUUGAUGAUAUCUAGGUAAAGUUCAAAACAGGGUCACGUACCUUCGAAAACUAGGUCAAUAGGUCAAAUAAGAGAAAAACCUUAUGACCUCUGUAGAGACCAUAUUUUUCAAUGGAUCUUUAUGAAAAUUGGUUAGAAUUUUUAUCUUGAUAAUAUCUAGGUCAAGUUCAAAACUGGGUCACAUGAGCUCAAAAACUAGGUCACUAUGUCAAAUAAUGACGUCGUACUCAAAACUGGGUCAUGUGGGAAGAGGUGAGCGAUUCAGGACCAUCAUGGUCCUCUUGUUUCUGUAUGUAGCUGAAAUUUACUUUACAUGUGAUAGUUCAUUUUAGUAGUAUCAUAGAUUGGGAAGUAUUCACAAUUGUUUUACUUUUGCUAAUACUUUUUAAUAAUGUAUGUCAGUAAAUAUUCAAAGGUUCUUAGCUUUGUAUCUAGAAAUAUGCACGAGUUCUGCAGCUGAAACAUUACAAAACUUUAGGAGCGCAAUAUUAUUCAGAGUGCAUAUUUCUCUAUGCAUAGCUAAUAAUCUUUUGAUUACAUAUGUAUCUACACAUAUAAGUUAUAUAUACAGUUGUUAUGAAUUUAUCCAAUGGCCUGAAUAAAAUUGACAAUUGUGACUGAUGUAAAUAAAGUAAUAACGCAAUGAAACACAUUCAAAUGAUGUCACACACCUGAUAUGAAAUUCAAAGUCAGUAUGGCAAAAUAUUGACGUUUCUGGUUCCAUUGUAAUAUGGAUAAUGGAGUGUAAAAACGAAUAAAUAUGAAAUAUUUGUGCAUAUUAACCUGUGUCAUGUCCUAAAACUCAUACACUCACAUUUCGGGAAUCUGUAAUACUGGGAAUAUGACUGCUAACCAUAACAUACAUUUAAGAAAUGAAAUGAUUUUUUUCGGUGUGUUCAUGCGAAAUGAACGACAGAAUAGGAUCGGCAAAUCCAUGAUUCAUGUUUAAUUUGCCGAUACUAUGCUGUCAUUCAUUUUGCAUGAACACCGAAAAAAUAGUUUCAUUUCUUAUAUUUACAUUAUAUUUCCUUUCCAUUUGUAAACAAGAUCAUAUUAUAAAUUGCACAUAAUUUGCGGCAUUUAACAUUAAAAUCAGCUUCCCGGCCAUUCUGUACACCAGACGGAAUAACUGCGACGUCAUCUAAGGAACGUUUUCCCUGACCAUACGCGGACGUCGUCAAAACAGCGGCCGGUUAUCACUAAGCAGCCGUGACGUAACUUUCGUGCCGUUCCUUUUGCUGUUCAUACGAAAUGAACAUCAUAAUUUUCAAUGGAAAAGAGUAGAGCAAAUGUAAAUAUUGCUAAAUAAAGCCAACGUGAAAAUUUCCCAAUCAACAGUACUGUUGUGAAACUCCACAAAACACAAUAAAAUACUCAAACAACUAAACAAACAAGGUUAUGUAGAAAGCAGAGAGUGAAUAUUUGUUAUCAACUUUAUGUAGUUUUAGUACUACAAUAUAUUCAAUAGUUCUAUUGUCAAUCUUUAAAUAGAUUUGUAUUUUGAAUAUUGUUAGUUCACCUGAGCACAUAGUACUUGAGGUGAGCUAUUGUGACCACUCAGCAUCCAAUGUCCACUGGUGUCUUCAGUUCAUAUUUUCUUUAAACGACACCUUCCCUGAAAAAAUUUGGUUGAGUCUGACGAAAAAUGGGCAUGGAUGUUCCUUGGCUGAUCAAUUUCCAAUGUUGCUUAAGCUACACUUAGGGGCCACCAGAGACAGAAAUAUAUUAUUCUUCAAAUUAUAUCUUUUCCUUAGCAGCUAGAAUCUAGUACUAUUUCAGUAUGUAUGGUUGGAAACUUUAUGAUAAUAAUUAUGAAAUAAUAUCACAGAAAUGUUUCUAUAGUGACCCUCAACCAAGAAUGCUCACAUUGUUAUAAAUCUUCAAAAACAUGCCCAACAGUGGUCACUAUCCCUAAAUAUAUGCUAUGGAAACUUUGAAAAUCUUCUCACUAGAAUCCACUGACCCAGUUAUAAUAUAGUUGAACAAUUUCCACUUGAUUUAAGUUACAUGUACAUAUUUCCAACUUUUCUUUUUUUUUUUUUGGUAUUGACUAGAAAUCAGGGUAGGUAAUUACAGGAUAAAUAUCUCACACAAUUUCUUUGUAAGCCGAUAUUCCAACGAUAUGUUUUUAUAGAGAAUUCACAAAUAAUGCUUCAGUAAUUUACCUUUUUACGAAGAUUGCCCAUAAUAUUCAGUUUGUAAGAAAACAUAACUGCUAGUGGACAGGACUAGUUGCCAUAUCUUUAUACUUUUUUUAAGCUGUGAAAAGUCAGGUGAGCAAUCUAGGACCAUUGUUACUCUCUUCUGUUUUCCCUGUGCGAUUCUUUGUGUAUUAAUUCCUUUUUUUAAGUACUUAUUGUAUAUUUCUAUAGAAAUGAAACUUUUUAUUUAUAUAAAACAUAUAAAAAACAA